This is a messenger RNA of Prorocentrum cordatum, 6801 nucleotides long. NCBI's taxonomy places the organism in Eukaryota, Dinophyceae, Prorocentrales, Prorocentraceae. The record is from the annotation of a GenBank genome assembly.
UCACAUGUCGCUGGGCCACAGGAUGCGGGAUAUGAGGUGGCAGGCGUGCGUCAAUCUCGUAGACUGCAUGGUGAGCCAGCAGCAGAGCAUGGUGACCUUAAUGCAGCAGGCCGCCGCGUGCACUGUCGCCCAAAGGACUACGGCAGCCGCGACCUUGGAGGACAUAGCGAAGCACCAGGCGAUGAUGGUCGAGGGCAAGGGCACAGGAAAGAAUUCUGAGGAUCCGAUCGCGGGGCUUACCAUGGGAAGUGCUCUUGGGACGGGGAAGAAGAGAGAAAGCACGAAUUUCUCUGGCAUCCAUGUGAUUGCGUCGAAUGGCAUCUCGGCGACGUGCAUCGUUUUCCAGCUGUUGAGAUACCUCACGGUGCUUGUAAACAGGGAUUCAUCGCCGCAGAUUGGCGAAGAUUACUUCAUUAUUCUGGAGGAAGUGCUUUCAGUGUCCAGGCGCCCGGGUUGGGAACAUUCGCCCCUCAGCGUUCUCUCUGUAGAAACGCGCGCCAAGCCAUUGACCACCCUGGGCUGGGGCGAAGCGAGCUUGGCGAAAAAGCAUAUACGGGUUGCUCAUUCGAUGUACUUGGAAGUUGGAGACGCACACCAAGAGCAAUACCGCUUGAAGAUGAGGCAAGGCUACUCGGAUCAAGGCACUGAGCGACAGCUCUGGAAGUGCCCAAACAUCUUUGGCGUUGGCAACGGCCAGACUGCGCAGAUUAUCGAGCGGCUCGCGUCAGGAGAUUUGCAGUUGCAUGACCUUGAUGCGGAGAAGGGGAUGAUGUGGCCCAAAGCUUGGGAUACGCCUGGACAUCUACAUAUGCUCUUUGGCGCGCUGAAGAAAGGCUGCCUCGCCAUGCCGCAGUGGAUGGACCUCGAAGCUGGUUUCCGUGGGCUUGGAACGUUCAUGAGCAAGCGAGGUCUCCGAAAGAGGCUCGUCAACAAAUGCUUCCAGGACCGCACCACCGAUGCUGCUAUAUUUUCCAAGUGGACGGGUGGGAACUUUUCUUGGAGGUGGGAGAAGCUAUAUGUGUUCUUGCUGCAGCUACGCCCUCGGAUCAAGAUACUCAUCGAGGUUUGGGACCCAGAGGUGAUGUCACAGCAGGAGCGUGAGCAUGACGAUGACGAAGAAUCCAAAGGCAUCUUGCGCCGCGUCACUGCAGCACUAGCCAUUCCUGGCCUGCCGAUCGUGAUCGAGCUCCUCUGGGUGAAGGUGCGGUCGAUCUACAUCGAGGGACGCUGGCUGGAGGGGUGCCGAUGCCAUAGUCGAUUGCGUCGACCAGUUCACCAUGGUCUACCAGAUAACCGUUCAGAUGAGCAUGAGGGCUCUGCGCGGUGCCCAUGGAAAGGGCGCCGCGCCGUGGAGCUCGCUAUGGGUCAUGCGGAAACAUCUCGGCGCAUGCUCGUGGAGGCGACGUCGGAAGAUCUGACUCGCAUGCUGAAUUCUUGUGAUGAACCCUCUCGAGCUGCGUACCUCCAGGGCAACGAUAUCUUGGUCAGCACUAUCUCGGACGAGCUGGCUGCGAAGUUCGCGUACGCAAACGAGUACCCCGUCAAGUUUUUGAAGGUUAUGUGCAGCUACUUUGGUGGGGCGAUUGCAGAUUCGAAAGCUGGUUACAGAGAAGCAUUUGACUGGUACGACGGUCUGCCUAACAAAUCUGUUUGCCCCCCAUGUCUGUCGAUGUUCUUGGCGCCAGGGGACCUGCGAGUGGCGGCGGAAGAGUACCUCAAUGCAGACAACAAGCCAGUGCACGAAUGGUGGCCAUUGUUUCAGGAGCUAGUUGUGGCCAGCGCGAUCCUACUUGUCGAACGCCGUCUUGAGGGUCAGCAUUCCAUCAUUGGGUCUGAUGGCAAGCAAGCUCUCACGAACAGGAAGUUGCCACCGAGCGUCUCUGCAAACCUCAGACACUGUCAACUAGAAGAAGCAGUACGGCAUGAACUGUUCUGGCACACCUUGGAGACAGAGUGGUAUGGUAGAUCAAUGUGGCCACAACUUCUGUCUCACCGUGUGGGCCCGGUUCAAUUACAGUGCUUGUCGUUGAGUGAGAGGUACGAGAAGCUCUACAUGUACGACGAGGCUGCGUGUUUCCAGCGCGAUGCAAAUCUUGACGCAUGCAUAGUGGGUUGGAAGAAGGCGCUGGCAGACAUCGAGCCAGCCAAACCAUUGCCAUUGACAGAAGCGCAGUCGUGCUUGAUUGAACACUUCAGGUCCUUGCUUUGGCGCGGAUGCGUCUUGUCUGUGCCGCUUUGCGCCGUCGCUGAGGACGACGACCCCGCCAGCACGGCGGCUGCCAUAUUAGAUACAUUGCAGGAACCUCCACCGGCACCACUUGAUGCAUUGGGUGACGACGUGAAGCUUUACGAGGUGGCGCAUCUCAACCCAGGACGCCGAACCUUGGCCAACACUGCGGUGAAGGAGCACAUCCCGUCGACGUGCAUCAGCGUCCGCGAGCUGAAGCCCAUUGGCGUCAUCGAGAAUGGUCGGGUCAACAUUGAGCAGGGCGAGAACGGCGUCCAACUGUUUGAUUUGGGCAAGUGGACUACUCAGCAGAGGUUUCGGCAUAUGUGUUCGAGGGUAUUCUUAUGGCGAUUAGCCCACGAAUCGACCAGCCUCCAUCCAGCGCGUGAUGUCUGUCCAGCCUUGGAGGACGUUCCAGCUGAGGACGAGGAGGAGCUACACGACGAGGGCGCGCCAGUAUUAGACAUUGUCCCACAUGUACCGAUGACGAUGGCAACCCACAUCGAGAGCCUCUCCCAGUUGGCGGCCAUGGAGAAGACGUAUGUGGGCGGCAUACCUAUGUUUGGAAAUCCAAGUCUGGAGACGAUCAGCAAGCACAGUAUAGACGCCCUUCUCCGCUGCGGCAUUCUGGUGAAGCAGGAGAGCGAGUUUGGCGACGAGGUCAUGGACAUUAACUGGCGGAAGGUACGUUGGGAAUCACAUCGGGUUGCAUUUGAUCCUGUUCCAUUUGCCAGACACGUGAAGGAUGCUUGUGGGUUUCGCGAUCUCUCGAAAGUUUCGUUAUGCGUUGCUUUGUUGGACAUGGGCUGGGUACCUAUGAGACGCCCUGACCCGAUAGCAGCAACAGACAAGAUAUUCUGUUAUGAGAACUUGUUCAGGAGCAAGUCUUACUGGCUCGCUCUGCUCAAUGCUAAGGGAAUUCUAGAGGACAAGCACGUGGCAACGAUCUUGCACAACAAGCCAUACGCUUACUAUGAAUGUUUGAUCCAGCUCCCAGAAGAAAAGCUGCGGGCGAUUCUCAACGACCCGAGCUUCCCCCGCUUCACAAACAAGGACUUCAUGAGGUUUUUGAAGGGCGAGGGCAUUGCGAUAGAGCCGAUGGUUGCAAUUGAGGGUGGAGGCGCAGACCCAUUGGCCCUGGCCCUUCACGAGGAUGCCGAAGCAAUCGUCCACGCGCCGAUCAGGCCAGCCAUCCGCCCAAAGCAGCGGAUCUUCGGCAAUGGACUGUUCAAGAUAUUUUUCGAUGGUUGUUCGCACCAGAGCGGUGUUGACGCCAACAUCCCAGGCGAACAACAAUUGACGAACGUCCAUGACACCGUUGAGAACAGAGAUCUGUAUACUGGUAUGCUGGAGGCCAACCACUACUUGUGGAUUGGUCCACCCUCUUCACUCCCUGCCUUGUGGAAGGAGCUGCACAGCGACGCUUACACAUUCUUGCCCAGGAAUUUCUCUGAUGCUCGCUUAGCCAUUCAGAAUCAGUUGAAGCUGAACUUCAACGAGGCUACCAUCUCGUACUGGCACGCUCUCCUACUUGAGGCUGCGCCGAACUACUGCGAGUACAUGUACGCCCUGGAGGACAUCAUCAUGAUGGAGCUGCUGCAGAUGUUCAAGCUCAUGGCUGUUCCUGACCACGAGACCAACUGGAAGUUCGACUUCGUCGAGGGUUUCAGCGGGCGCCAGCGGUUGUCUCAAGCUUUCAGGCGCCAGCGCUUGCACGGCGUCGCUCUGGACAAUCGCUACAAUGACGACCUGGACUUUUCCAAGAAGAAGGGCUUCUUCGCUUUCCUCUGUGCAGCUCGAUGCCUGGUUCCAGGAGGAGAGUUCUGGUGGGGUAUCGAAUGCAAGACCUGGGUAUGGGUGAACAGAGUUACCUAUGGCAGGAGCAAGGAGAACCCUUGGGGAAAAGAAGAUGAGGCAGCAGUGAUUGCGGCCAACAACGUGUCCAAGCACUUUGUCUUCGUGGCGCUGAUUCUCUACUGGGGCCGCCGUCUCUACACAGUGGAGCAGCCAAAAAGCUCGUUGCUGAACUACGUGGACAUCGUCCAGACUCUCUUCGGCGUGCACAGCGUCACGACGGUGAACUGCGACCACGGCUACUUCGACGAUCCUGAUUCCGCGGUCAAGCCGUUGAAGCUCAUGGGGACGGCGCCCUUCAUGUCUCUCAUGCGUGCUACAGUGCCCUUAGCCGAUCGGACCCACAGGGCAAAGCUCACGAUCGAGAAGAGGGGCAAGGCUGCCGACGGCAGCGUCAUCGUGAAGACUCACGGGGUCAAGGAGUUGAUGAGCGACAGCGAGCGCUACUGCGUGGCCUUCGCGGAGGCCAGCGGCCAGCGCCUGCGGCCCUUGCCCGCCGGCUGCGGGCCGCGGGACUCCAGCGCCGCGAUGGCUUGCUCUGCGGGUGCGCCAUGCCGCAUUGCUGAGAAGCUCGUCAUGCACUGCGUGAAGUGCAAGAAGGAGGCCAACGUCACCGACUCCAUCCCGUCUGGCUCGAAAACAACUGAUUCGAGGAUCCACAACGUGUGCAAGCAAGUCGCCAAAGGUGUUUCGGACAGGGUCAAAAAGGACAAGAAGUUCAAGCUUUGGUGGGACAAAGCAUCAGACAAUGAGAAGGCAGAGUAUUUCGAUCGGCAGCGCAGGCGCAGGCAGCCCGGCAGAGGCCAGGCACGAGUAUGGGACGAUUACCAGGUCGAGAACUACCACAAUAAGGAGGAGGGCACUGAGGAUCGCGAGCGCUUCCUCUGGCAGCCGUUCGAGGACUUCGAAACCUUGAAGCUGAUCCGAGGAUGGACGAGCCAGGAGAUCAAGGAUGAGUGGUCCAGGUUGGUCAACGACCCUGCUGUGGGCGCCAAGAAGAUGCACGGCGAGUGGUGCAUCCCGAAGUUCGGCGGCGGCAUCGCCGACCGCGUCAAGAGGGACAUGACUGGCACGAACAGCAAGCGGAGCGCCCAUGCUGCUGAUGCUGAUGCGGCUUCUCAACUUCUUGCUGAAGCGGCAGAGGUCCAGCGCUUGGCAAUGGCGGAACACCAACGCGUCUUGGAAGCCGAGGUCGGUACCGUGACGAACGGAGGGAGGCACAACACCAUGGACACCGAGGUCGCUACUCGCAUGGUGCCUGAACUAGCUCAGCCACUCCAGCGCGAGAUGACGAGCCAGCUGAAGAGGAGGAUGCAGAUCGAGGAGUACGCGAUUCGCGACCUCGAAGGCCUCGGAGCUACUGAUGAUGCUACGGAGGAGACGCAGGGCUGUUUGAAGAAGCCGAAGAAGGAGGCCAGCCUCGAUGCCCAGCGCGCCACCCUGUGGAAUUGGAUGCAGUCGAGAAAGGUGGCCUUGGGCAGCUACAAGAGCAACUUCGGCGUGAGCAAGGACGACGCCACGAGGGAGCUCAACGACGUCGUCAAGAAGGACCUCGGCAGCGACGAGCUGGGCACCAAGGCGAAGGGAUCCGAGGCCAUGGUCUCUGCGUACGAUCGAAUUACCACACUCGUUGAUGACUUCAUCAGAACCUGGCUUACCGAUCGUGGGCCCUUGGAUGCCAUGACGCCAGAGCAGUUGGACCAGCGCAAGAAGCAGGUGACGACCAAGGAGGCCGAGUUGCGCAAGACUCGCUGUAUCCAGGAUUUCAAGGACGCUCUCGGCAUCAGCGUGAAGUGUGUCAAGGACUACAAGAAGAAGCUUAACAAGCAGGGCAGUGCCGACGGCCCCAAGGGUGAGGUAGCGAACGAUCCGCAGUGUGCGAAGUCUUUAUCCCAGGUCGUUGAGAUUCUUGGCGACCAGUUCCAGCAUGGAGUAAGCAACGCGCCAACGGACAUCUGGAAGAACAAGGUCGCGCUGCUCAACAGGGCAACGGUCAAGACGAUGACCGACGACAUGAUGAAGUCGGAACCGUUCAAGAAGCAGUUCCAGUGGAUCGAGAAGCGCAUGAAGAAGGACAAGUCCAACGCGCUCGCCUGCCCCGUGGCGAAGGGACCCAUGGCUACGAACAUAUCCAAGCUGAAGAAGGAGGAGCUGCCGGAGUCAUUCAUCACAUGCUUGCCGCUCGCCAGCGCGGCGAAGGAGUGGGGCCAGGCGCUGUGCGACGACGAGCUGUGCGCCACCAUCGAGGGGGUCUCGUCAGUGAGCCUGGUACCCUACGGCAUCGUGGACGUGAUCGUGGCACUUGCUGGCAUGUGCCAGUUUUUUUUGGCCCCAGUGGAGGGCACGCCUGGCCACGACAUCCCAGAGAAGGUCAGCUUCCUGGAGAAGGGGUCACCAGAUGAUCUUCAGAGGCUCCGCACUUCGCACGGGUUCGCCUGCGUCAUGAUGCGGCCUGGGGAUGUGCUAGCCAUCCCAGCGAACUACUUCGAGCUCACGCAUGUCCCCUUGGGUGUUGGUGGAGACCACGGUGGAGAUUUCUACUUCCUUCGUUGGGGCGCGAGUCCAGAGACGAUCAACGACCCAAACUACACGGCGGUCUGGGACAAGAUCAAGAGUGGAGUGAAAAACAUGUUGGAGUCGUAUCCUAGCCUGGCCAAGGAUCUCCGCUCCGUCGCCCACGUGCUGCUGGAGUCGAAAAAGCUGAGCCUUGUCCCAUCUAG